UCCAUUUUGAAGAGUUUGAUUUGUCGUUGCAGAGAACAUCACCGAACAAAUAGCUGCAGCAGGGAAGCAAUUCUUCACUCAGAGCAUUUCCAGCAGUCAUGCAUGACAGAAUGAUGCGUACAGGAAAAAGGUUUGCUGUUUACCUGGCUGCAGCUGUUAUUAUGACGUGUUGUUUGGCACAAACGAUCGACUGUUAUCGACUGAGGAAAAAGGAAAGACAAGAAGGGCGAAAAGGAUCCGACUCGACCAAAGUGACUGAUGUCGAAGAGGGAAGAAUUGUUUUUGGGAGAGUCUUUAAGAAAGCUACUGGCCUUGAUGCACCAGUAAUUGAUGAUACCAAGAAGCCCUCCAACGCUUCUUCAGAAGAUGAAGCUUCUUAUCAAGCGGACUUUCCAGGCUGGCCUGGAGAUCAACUGCAGCAUCUGAAUUCCAGAGAAGCAGCAUGGAAGCGCAUGUCUCCCUCUCUGAUGUGUGGGGGGGACCAGUUGAAAUUCAGCGCAGAGGGACGAGGAGCUUCGCAGUUUGCAGUGGACAAAGGAAAUGAACCCCCAAUCCCUCUGUCCCAAGUCCCUCCAUCGUGUGGCUACGGCAUGCAGAAGAACUCCCUCGGGCUCGUCCUGUUGGUUCCCUAUGAUGGCUGCAACAUUAUUGUUGAGGAUGGCUGUUACGUGCUCCCGUUGCGUUGGCAUGGAAUUCCCGUCUCUCUCUUGUGUCAUAAACCUGCUGCCCCCCAAAAACCACAACCUCAUACACCCUGGUACUCUCCAUCAAAUCCUGUAGUGUCUCCCCAUGUGGUGCCACAGCCCAAUGUGCAGAAGCCACCGCCCCAUGUGAUGUACCCCCAGUUAUACCCCCAGAUGCCAGCGCCCCACGUGAUUCCCCCCGGGAUGCCAGCGCCCCACGUGAUUCCCCCCGGGAUGCCAGCGCCCCAUGUGAUGCACCCCCAAAUGGUCCCGCCCCAUUUAAUAUACCCCCAGCCUGAGGGGAUGCCACCUCUGAAGAAAGAAGUUGUGCCCUUGACUUUGGGCCUGGACACGCCCCUGACGCAGAAGGAUGUACCUCAGGUGCCCUUGGAGAUGCCCCUGAUUCCCCGGAUGCGUAGCGACCAAAAUGAAUCUCCUCCCAAAAUCCCUCAGUCCUACUACUUUCUACCAGAUCCUAAUUACCCAUCAGUACCAGAACCUGCAAAGGCACCCAUUGCAACAACUGCUGAGAAACCAGAAAGGCCUAAACGUCCUCUAUACCCCCCUUUCUACCAUCCAUAUUCUCAUUUCCCUCACCCUGUUCCAGUCACAACAUCUGCACCAACUGCCAAGCCAGCAGCCACAGCUCCUCCGAUGUUUCCUUUUCCCAUCUACCCUCCCUUUCCUCGGUCCGGUUUAGGGCCCCCGCAAGCAACUGCAAAACCCACUCUUCCUGCAACUAGACCUCAGCCACAGUAUUUUCCUUUUCCUCCUCAAAAUCCUUUUCUGCAUCCCUAUCAAUAUUCAGCCCCGAAACCAGAAACUACCAUGACCAGACCGCAGUUUGCAUACAUGCCUUUUCCAUCCCCAUACCAAAUGGUGGCCCCCUAUCCCGCAACAAAGAACUGAUUCCGCACCGCCAAAACCUUCCCAUCUACAGCCUCCGUAUCCUUUUAUGCCUUAUCCCUCCAGUUGAUGACCAGCCUGCUCAAACUGUUCUUAUAAAAUGCUUUAAAUAAAAUUACCCUGUCAAUGUUGGCCAUUUUA
Messenger RNA from Gasterosteus aculeatus aculeatus (three-spined stickleback), 1730 nucleotides. Lineage: Eukaryota; Metazoa; Chordata; Actinopteri; Perciformes; Gasterosteidae. The record is from RefSeq and is a predicted model, not a curated record.